This is a messenger RNA of Pocillopora verrucosa, 661 nucleotides long. RefSeq names its product succinate dehydrogenase assembly factor 3, mitochondrial-like. Gene Ontology annotation, cellular component: mitochondrial intermembrane space; mitochondrion. Gene Ontology annotation, biological process: succinate metabolic process; mitochondrial respiratory chain complex II assembly. NCBI's taxonomy places the organism in Eukaryota, Metazoa, Cnidaria, Anthozoa, Scleractinia, Pocilloporidae. The record is from RefSeq and is a predicted model, not a curated record.
UACUUUCUCUAUGUCUUUACUUAACACGAAAUCAGAGUAAUGAACGCUUCUCUGAGGCUCUAUCGCCGUAUUCUAAAGCUACAUAGGAACCUUCCUCUAACAGCUAAGGCUUUAGGAGACCAGUAUUUAAAAGAUGAGUUUAGAAGACACAAAAAUGCUACACGAGAACAACUCACAGAAUUUAUCCAAGAGUGGAAGAUGUAUGCUGAUAUGUUAGAAAGACAGCAAGAACUAGGAAAGGACUUUGGAAGCUAUUUAUCAGUAGAUCAAUUGUCAAGUGCGAAUGAUGAGCAGUUAUGUCAGCUUUACGCGCUACACCAAGAAAUAGCCACUGACUCAGACACAACCAAAAAUCAUUAGUUCUUAAAUGGGUAUGAACUAAAUUUGUUGGAGAGUCUCAUAUCUUGUGCUUUGGUGGAAUGGAAAAUGGUGGGUACCAUCAAUAAAUGAGCAACAGCAGUCAAGACUUCAAAAGAAUACUUCACUGACAGUGUGAAAUAAACUAAGGAUUGUCAUGUCCAUUCAUGGAUCCAGAAUCCUAUGGUUCGUGUUCUAUUUAUAGUUGUGUAUUUGGCCAAUCAGAGUAGGUGUGUACAUGUAUCACUUAAAGUAAAACUAUGAAAAUUAAAGAGUGAUGGUGUUGCCAUCAAAUUUGAACAUU